AUGAUGAGAAAACUAUGGACAAAGGAUCGACAAAUAUCAUGGGAUGACCCACUGCCGGAAAAUCUAGCGGAUGAAUGGCGUGAAUUCUUUCAAGUCCUACCUGAAUUACAAAGGAUUUCUUACCCUCGAGCCAUCAAACCGGAGAAAGCUGUUGGAGAACCUGCAUUGGUCAUAUUUUCUGAUGCAUCUGGAACAGCAUAUGGUGCCGUGGCUUACGCCAGAUGGGAACUGAUUGACGGGUCAUUUGGAAGUAGAAUCAUUGUGGCUAAGAAUAGAGUCGCACCCAUAAGGAUAAUUGACAUUGUGCGCUUGGUGUUAAUUGCUGCUGUUUUAAGUAAGCGCAUCAGAUGCUUUAUCAAAAAGGAGACUAAAUUGAAGUUCUCAAAAGUGUAUCACAUAGUUGAUAGUGAAAUAAUAAAAGCGAUGAUCUCGAAGGAAAGUUAUGGUUUCAACACAUUUACUGCAAACAGAAUUGGCGAAACACAACACUCUACCAGUCCAUCAGAAUGGUUUUGGAUCUCGACAGGGAAAGCAUUUUGGCAGACCGGACCACGAUUUUUGUCUCGAUGCGUUGAUAACUGGCCCGUUCAAAGUACCACCACCUUAAAAGAAUUACCAGAAUGUCCAAAGAUUUCUUUUGUCAAUGUGUCCGAUGGUCAGUUUGUGGAAACAUUAGCUGAGAGGAUCGAUAUUGAGCGCUUCAGCAAACUCGAGCUACUUAGAAAUACGACAGCAAGAAUCCUAAGAUUAUACAAAAGAUUCCUGUCGACCAACCAAGGUAGAGAAAUAGGCAAAGGCGAGCUGACAAUAGAGGACCGGCAAUAUGCAGACAAUUUUUGGAUCAAGGAAGCUCAGAGAACUAUCGAGGACGGAGUUAAGAAGGAAAAGUAUAUUAAGCUGUGUCCGAAGUAUGAAGAUGAAAUUCUGGUGGUGGGUGGUCGGACAGAGCGAGGGAUGGAGGCGACGUGGAACAAGCAAAAGUUCAUCCUUUUACCAGCAAAUCACAGGCUAUCCUAUCUUAUUGCCUCAACAGAGCAUAAGUUGAGUGGACACUUGGGGAUAUUAGCGACGAUAUCAAGAAUUAGGUCGCACUACUAG
Molecule: messenger RNA, 1098 nt
Organism: Hydractinia symbiolongicarpus
Lineage: Eukaryota; Metazoa; Cnidaria; Hydrozoa; Anthoathecata; Hydractiniidae
Exons: 2
Coding region: 1-1098 (365 amino acids)
Source: RefSeq, a predicted model, not a curated record